ACAAAUGUCACUAAUAUUCUUCGAAAGGUACAAAUAAUUUGUAUAGAAUAAUUAACAGACACCGGACGAGGAUAUAAUAAUGAGUGUAUUUAUAAUUUCUUCCACGACCUUCAAGAAUAAAUCUGCGUAUAGUACUAGGAGUUGUAUAGAGAAGGUGCGAGGUGAGGGCGGCGGGUCUUGUGGUCUGGCAGGACCAGAAGACCUCGGCCACCCCUCCUGACUCUACCACUGCUAUUGACACUCUUCCUGCUGCCACCGUCACUGCUCCUGCCACCGUCACUGCUCCUGCCACCGUCACUGCUGCUGACACUACUCCUGUCACUGCUCCUGACACUGCUUAUGACACAGUUCCUGACACCGUCACUGCUGUUGACACGUCCUGCCACCGUCACUGCUCCUGCCACCGUCACUGCUGCUGACACUACUCCUGCCACUGUCACUGCUCCUGACACUGCCACUGCUUAUGACACAAUUCCUGCCACUGUCACUGCUCCUGACACUAUCACUGCUGCUGACACCUGUCCUGACACCUCUCCUUCACCGCCUCUGAGGACAGCUGGAAGCGAAGGAAUUGUUGUACAGUACUGUGGUUACUACAAUAGCACUUUUACAUUGGAAAUAAUUUAACAAACAUGAGGAAUGGAGAAAAACACAAGAGAAGCCGUAAUCACCACAUUCAGCACUGUUGGGUUCUAUGGAAAAGCAAGAACAACAUGCGACAGCAAAUUUAGAGAUCAACUUCUUCGUGUGGCAAAAGCUGCUAAGUACAUGGAACAGAGUCCAUUGCCUAGUGAAUAUUGUCCAGGGAUUCUUGGACCACCAGCCACCUGGAAAAUAUUUUCACGUCAAGCAGAAGCAAUUAGGUUUGCACAAGUACAAGGAGAAGGGCUUAUGGUAUUUUCUUUUGAAGGAGAUGCAGUUGGUGAAGGUGGUAAAAGAAAUUUUGUUGUUGCUCAUCCUUCCUUAAUGUGGAUUCGACAUUGUGGCCGACACCCUAAUCAGAGAUGCUCGUAUGAAGUUAUUCAAGAGAACUCUGUAUGUAAACUUUAUUUUGAUCUUGAGUUUCUAGUUGCUUACAAUCCUGAUAGAAAUGGGGUUUCCAUGACCAAUACUUUCAUCAGGAUUGUUUGUUUUUUUCUGGAUAAAGAGUUUGGUAUUGAGUACAGUAGAAAAUAUAUUUUGGAUUUAAGUAGUAGUACUUUAAAGAAAUUUAGUCGUCACUUGAUUUUUAAUCUUCCAAAUGUUGCUUUUGCUACUAAUGUUGAUGUUGGGAAUUUUGUUGUGAUGAUAUGCAAUAAACUCAGAGACUGGGACAAGGAAGAACAGAUGAUGAUGAUUCCUGAUGUUACUUUGGGUGAUAUUAGGAAUCUCUUUGUUCUGGACUCAAAGAACACUAAAGUUCUGUUUUGUGAUGAAGGAGUCUACACCAAAAACAGGAAUUUCAGAAUAUACAAAUCUACCAAGCUUGGAAAAAAUUCUCCCUUAAUUAUUGCUCAAGAAAAUGAAUAUGUUCCAAACAGUUCUGAAAUUCCUGAGGAUGAGCAAUUCUUUCUAGAUUCUCUUGUAACUCUGGUAGAAAAUAGCUGCAAAGUUCUAAGUUAUGGGGAAAAUUGCCAUAAAAUAAGAUCGAGAAUCUGUGAUAAGUAUAAUAACGAGCGUUCUGGGUCUGAUAUUGAAGGUUUCAAUCACUCUCCAUACCCAGAAAUUGACAGCUACAUUCAGGGAAUAGUAAAUCCGGGCUAUAUACGGUGUUGGUAUUACUUUUCACAGGGUGAAGUGUUGGUCUACGAAAUAGGUCUCAACAGGUUUUGUUAUAACAUUAAACGUGAGCAUAAAAGUAAUGGAAUUAUGUAUGUUGUCAAUCUGAAGACUGCUACAUACUACCAAAAGUGUCAUGACCCUGAUUGUUACGGUUUUAGGUCUCGUGCCUGGCCAUUGCCUGAACACACAGUUUUCUGGCGAAGUAUGACUGAUCACGAAAUGAUGGAUUGGGUUCAAAGUGUUCGUGACACGAGCAGUGAGAGAGAGGAUGGGUUGCUGUCAACAGAAACAAUUCAAGCGGAUGAGAACGAUGUGUCAGAUGAGGUACUUGUGGGUGCUGUAGAAGCUUUUGAGAAGUGGGAUAAUAUUGACCAGAUAUCUAGUUCAUCUGGCAGUCUUAAAGAAUCCCAAGAAAGCUCUAAAAGCAAUCUCUCUCAAAAAAGCAAUCUUUCUCAAAAAAGCAAUCUCUCUCAAAAAAGCAAUCCAUGGGAUAUGCUCUCUCUUAUUUCAACACCUGGUAGUUCGUAUUUUGAAGAGUUAUCUCAGGCUUCUACAAUAGACAUUAGUAUGUCUCAAAACCAUUCAAAGACGCCUAAAAUGGAAAACCUAUAUGUACACGAGAUUGAUUGCGAUGAAGAAUUUGCUGAAGCAGCAACUGCUGUUGAGGAACAGGCAUUAAAAGAUGAAUGUGAAAUGUAAAUAAUUAGCUAAGAAUUAGAAUGUAUGCUUAAUAGUGCAUUGGUUAAAUAAGUAUAAUAAUAU
Messenger RNA from Procambarus clarkii (red swamp crayfish), 2523 nucleotides. Its product is annotated as DNA-directed primase/polymerase protein-like. Lineage: Eukaryota; Metazoa; Arthropoda; Malacostraca; Decapoda; Cambaridae. The record is from RefSeq and is a predicted model, not a curated record. Gene Ontology annotation, cellular component: mitochondrial matrix; nucleus. Gene Ontology annotation, biological process: error-prone translesion synthesis; mitochondrial DNA replication; replication fork processing. Gene Ontology annotation, molecular function: DNA-directed DNA polymerase activity; chromatin binding.